This is a messenger RNA of Telopea speciosissima, 1294 nucleotides long. RefSeq lists its product as uncharacterized. The transcript is spliced from 3 exons. The record is from RefSeq and is a predicted model, not a curated record. Lineage: Eukaryota; Viridiplantae; Streptophyta; Magnoliopsida; Proteales; Proteaceae. The coding region runs from base 44 to 1261 and encodes 405 amino acids.
UUUUGCAACACUUCUUCUCUUCUAUUUUCUUGCUCUUCUUUUCAUGGGUAUCUCCACUUUCGUACCAACAAUGACCACAACGCCCAAACAACAACAAACCCCUAAACGAAAGAGUAAACAGGAGAAGCAAGGGAAGCAACGCUCUUCAUGGGAUCAAAUCAAGAGCUUGCUCACAUGCAAACAGAUCGAAGCUUCAAAAGUCCAAGACCCUUCAAAGAACAUCAUCGUUGGUGGGUACACGAAGCUGGGUUCUUCUUGUAGAUCUAUUUGUAGUUUCCGAGAUGUGGUUCAUGGGAACACGAGAGUGGUGGACAGGGCUGAUAACUCACCGGAGAACAGCUCUCUUGGUCAGGAAACUGCUCUUCUUAGCCGGAAACUGGUGACUGGUUCUUCAACUCGAUCGUCAGCUUCCACUAGGUCCAACAAUGGAGGAACUUACUCUUCUUCCUCUUCCAGAGGAAUGCAAUUAAGGAAGCUUUCUGGUUGUUACGAGUGUCAUACCAUUAUUGAUCCUAGCAGGUACCCAUCUCCAAGGACUAGUAUCUGUGCUUGCCCUCAAUGUGGAGAGGUCUUCCCCAAGAUUGAAAUCCUGGAGCUUCAUCAAGCAGUCAGGCAUGCUGUUAUGGAGUUGGGGCCUGAAGAUUCAGGGCGUAACAUAGUUGAGAUAAUCUUCAAAUCGAGCUGGUUGAAGAAGGAUAACCCGAUCUGUAAGAUCGAACGGAUAUUAAAGGUUCACAAUACUCAGAAAACGAUCCAACGGUUCGAGGACUGCAGGGACGUAGUCAAGGCACGUGUGAGCAGUAACGCCAAGAAGAAUCCCAGGUGCGCCGCCGACGGGAACGAGCUACUAAGGUUCCACUGCACCACCUUAACGUGCGCACUGGGCGCACGGGGAUCUUCAACCCUGUGCAGUACCAUACCGGGAUGCGGCGUGUGCACCAUCAUAAGGCACGGGUUCUCAGGAAAGGCGCACGAUGGCAAGGGGGUGCGCACUACCGCCAGCAGCGGUAGGGCCCACGACUCCCUUAUAGUUAGUUGUACGGAGGGAAGACGGGCCAUGCUGGUUUGCCGGGUGAUAGCGGGGAGGGUGAAGCGUAUCGCGGACGAUGCGCCGCCAGACGAGGAGAGUGGGUCGGCCACCGGCACUUACGAUUCCGUCGCCGGGGAUGCCGGGGCAUACACGAAUCUCGAGGAACUCUUCGUCUUCAAUCCCAAGGCUAUUCUUCCAUGUUUCGUCGUCAUAUACAAAGCUCUAGACUGACCUGAACCACCUGCUGCAUGUACAAAUAAGGGU